Messenger RNA from Sinocyclocheilus grahami, 408 nucleotides. Its product is annotated as SH3 and cysteine-rich domain-containing protein 3-like. The transcript is spliced from 5 exons. Gene Ontology annotation, biological process: positive regulation of voltage-gated calcium channel activity; skeletal muscle contraction; positive regulation of protein localization to plasma membrane. The record is from RefSeq and is a predicted model, not a curated record. NCBI's taxonomy places the organism in Eukaryota, Metazoa, Chordata, Actinopteri, Cypriniformes, Cyprinidae.
AUGAGGAUGAUGAAGCCAGUGUAUUUCAUCCAUGAUGAAGAGGAGGAGGAGGAGGAACAGCCAGCUCCAGAGCCGCUCCGACCCGUAAACGACAGGCCGCUCAAGUUUAAAGACCAUUACUGCAAGAAGCUCAAGUUCUGUGACGUGUGCGCGCGGAUGAUCCUGUUCAAUAAUAAAUUUGCUCUGAGGUGCACAAACUGCAAGACCAACAUCCAUCACCAGUGUCAGAGCUCCGUGGAGUUUCAGAGGUGCUUCUGCAAGAUUCCUCCAGGUUUCAGACGUGUGUAGAGUUCUAGCAGUCAGCAGAACUCCGCUGCUUCCACGAACCGCACCGAUCCGGUGUACGAGACGCUGUGUAUCGGUGUCAUUAUGGCCAACAAGGAGCGCAAGAAGACAAGAAGAGCGUGA